AUGGCAAGGUCGGCAUUCUUGCAAUCUCUUUGCGAUAAGUUACCUCCUUCUCCUCUCGUUAUCAUCACUGGAAAUCGAGAUUUUGUUGGGAUCUUUCAAGCUUUGAAACAGAGGAAGUUCGAUGUAUAUUUGGGUUACAACGACUUAGCUCAAGGUUUGUUCAUGUCUCAAGCCACAAAAGCCUGGCAUUAUUUUGAUCUAUUUGGGAUAGAUAGGGACAAACGUACAAAACGGAAGAUGGGGGGUAAAAAGAGAAAGACCUUAAGGCUGAGAAGGGAGAGAGAAGCUGAGGCAGAAACAGCAUCUGAAGAGAGAAAGAAGGCGAAAAUGGUUAAAAGGGAGGAAGAAGAAGCGACUGACGGAAAGAUGCAGAAAGGUGAAAAGAGAAAGAAGAAGGCGAGAAGGGAGUAAGCAAGGGUAAACGAAAAGUGCAAAACAUGCGGGAGCAAAUUAGCUUGUUUU
Molecule: messenger RNA, 462 nt
Organism: Thlaspi arvense
Lineage: Eukaryota; Viridiplantae; Streptophyta; Magnoliopsida; Brassicales; Brassicaceae
Source: the annotation of a GenBank genome assembly